This is a messenger RNA of Lymnaea stagnalis (great pond snail), 1425 nucleotides long. NCBI's taxonomy places the organism in Eukaryota, Metazoa, Mollusca, Gastropoda, Lymnaeidae. The record is from the annotation of a GenBank genome assembly.
AUGUUAAAUAACAGAUCGGAAACGCCACUGUACAAGGCAGCGGCUAAUGGCCGUGGGAAGAAUGUCAAACUGCUGUUGAAAUAUGGAGCCUCUGCAAAUAUCCAGUCUGAAAAUGGCAACACAGCUUUGAUGAGAGCCUUGAAACAUGGCUUUCAAAAUGUCGCCAAAGUCUUGCUGGCGGCGGAAGCAGACGUCAAUAUUCGAAACAAACGAGGUGAAAAUGCGCUGCUCAUGGCUGCCAAGUCUGGCUGUACUGAGACAGUAAAGCUCCUCAUGGAGGCGGGAGCUGAUCCUCUUUCUUUGACAAAGUUUGGAAACACUGGCCUUUCAUUGGCCGGCAAUAAAGACAUUGCAGAGUUGUUUGUUCAAGCAGGUGCAGAUGUCAAUUUAAGAAACAUGCACGGCCAAACUCCGAUGCCCUGUGCCGUGAAACGACGAAAGUAUGACGUCCUGAAUUUAUUGUUAAAACAUGGCGCUAAUGUCAAUAUGAAGGAUCUCUAUGGGGACACACCGUUAAUCGCUGCACUCAAAGUUUCAGAGGUUCGCCUUAUUCUGCGUCUCCUCGCAGCAAAGGCGAAUGUGAAUCUUCAGAAUAAAAAGGGGAAAACUGCCUUAAUGUAUGCAACGAGCAUUUCGAUUCUCAUUCGCUUUGAAACAAAGAUACAAAGAAUAGUUCAAUUAAGAAUUUUGGACCUUCUGCUGCAACAUGGUGCGGACGCUAACCUUAAAGAUAACAUUGGCCGCACUGCCCUCAUGUACACCUACAGCAGGACCAAUCAAAAGGACUACGGUCACAAACUGGUGAAACAUGGAGCUGAUCUUGAAGCCGAAGAUUACCAGGGUAGAACAACUUUGACUCAAGUACUGCUGGCUUGGGGAAUGAGUUCAAAGGUCAUUGAACUUUUAAAACUGGGGGCGAAACCAGUGCUGAAGUCAAAAUACCGUGACAUUCUACUACAACGAUGUCCUACUGUCUUUGUUGGUAAGGAGAUAAAUGAACUUCUAAGACUUUUGAUUUGCAUCGGCAUUGUCAGUACGAAAAGUUUUAAGAGCUAUUUUCCCAUUCUACUGGAUACUAAUGUAGAAUUAUGUCUAUGCCAUGGCAACUAUGACUUGUUGAGAUAUAUUCUUGCUAAUUGCUACGUAUCGAAUAAAGAUUUGACCUACAUAAGACUGAGACACAAUCAAAGCUACAUGUGCACCUUGCCAGCAAGAUUCGGUCCUGAUCAUAGCAAAAUGGACGCAUUGAUUCAAAGAGCUGCUUGCCAACCCUGGCCAUUGGUCAAUCUUGCCUUCAUAGCAGCUUCCACAAUGAUGGGCGAGAGCCCCGAAAGAGUGGACCGCAUCGGGAAUUCCCAGCUCCCCAAUCCUCUCAAAGACAUGUUGAUGUUUCGGACAGAAAUCGCCCGUACAGCAGUUGGAUAG